AUAACAGUUAAUUUAUAAUUAAUGAUGUAACGCUCAUGUUACAGAAAACAAUGGGAAAGAAUAAGGAAACUCAGAAAAACAAAAAUGUUUUCAAAGUUGCAACAGUUCGCAGUAUUAAGCUGAAAGCUAAAGCACAGAAGAUUAUUAAUUCAAAGAAAAUUGAUUCAAAAGGAAAUAAGAUAUCAAACAAGGAUAAAACAGCCAACAUGGAUCGACUACUGCAAGAAUUGCGUAAGGACGUACAAGUGCUUGAUUCCAAAGCAAAACAAAGCAAAGCUAUUGAAAAGAAAACAAUUAAGAAUACAAAACCACUGAUGUCCAAAGUGACGCCAGCACAAAUGAUUGCAACAGUUUUAAAGAUGAAGCAAAUACAACUUUGACAAAAAAUGAAAAAUAUAGACGAAUUCAAUUAAUUAUGUAUUCAAUCCUCUGUUUUCAACUACAUGUAUAUUAAAAAACCUUAUAUAAUAUAAAA
Molecule: messenger RNA, 475 nt
Organism: Nylanderia fulva
Lineage: Eukaryota; Metazoa; Arthropoda; Insecta; Hymenoptera; Formicidae
Source: RefSeq, a predicted model, not a curated record